UGGGCUGACCAACCCACUUUCUCUCCAUUUCUCCUGAGGGAAAGAUCUCUUUCUGAUCGAAGUCCAGACCUCCAAUCCAGAGUAAAAAAAAUGGGCAACAUGGCAACAGAGAUCAGUGCUUUUCUUUUAACCAUCUCUGGGUGGAUCUUGGUGUCGUCCACAGUGCCCACAGACUACUGGAAGGUGUCAUCCGUGGAUGGGACGGUUAUCACCACAGCAACCUUCUGGUCGAAUCUGUGGAAAACAUGCGUGACUGAUUCCACAGGAGUGUCCAACUGCAAAGACUUUCCAUCGAUGCUGGCUCUGGAUGCUUAUAUUCAGGUGUGUCGGGGUUUGAUGAUUGCUGCCGUAUGCCUGGGUUUCUUUGGCGCCACUUUGGCUUUACUGGGAAUGAAGUGCACAAAAAUAGGGGGCUCGGACACUACCAAGUCUCGUCUGACUGUCCUGUCGGGCUUCCACUUCCUUCUCAGUGGCAUCUGCUGCAUGACUGCAUGUUCCAUAUAUGCACGUAGGAUCACAACAGAUUUCUUUGACCCCCUCUUUGUCAAACAGAAGUUUGAACUGGGAGCAGCUCUCUUCAUUGGCUGGGUUGGAUCCGUGCUUUGUAUUUUAGGUGGACUUGUGUUCUGUCUCUCCGCUUCUGAAAGCUUCAGCCUAAAAGGCAAGUACUGUUACACUGGAGCACCGUCAUUUGGGACAAAACACAGCCAACACAACAGGACAGCCAACAGUCUGCAAACAGAACCACGGGAGCCGAGGAGACCGCUACAAAGAAAUGCCUAUGUGUGAAACAAACUGGACUCUUAUUUUGCUUCUUUGGUUAAUGUUAACUACAUAGAUUUUCAAAUUUUUAGCAGAAAACAUUUUAAUGAUAGAAGCCAAUAUGAUAAACAUGUUGUGCAGUGCUGUGAAAAAGUGUUCCUCCUUUACAGAUGUCUUCUGUGUUUGCUUAUUUGUCAUAGUUAAAAGUUAAAAUUAAAAAAACACAUUUAAAUAUCAGACAAGGAUAAUUAGAAUAAAUACUAAAAAGAGUUUGUCAAAUGACGAUUUCCUUUGUUGAGAGAAAACAACCUAUCCAAGCCCACCUGGCGUGUAAAUGUAAUCACCCCUCCUUGUUUAAUUUUAAAUUAACUGUGAUGAACCACAUUUUUUGGACAGCUAAGCUCAGCUUUUCUAGCCACACCCAGGCGUGAUUACUGUCAGAUCAACAAAUCACUUAAACAGAACCUGUCUGACAACAUGAGGUACUCAGAAAGCAACACACCAUGCCCUGAUCUAAAAUAAAUUAAACAAUGGAGGAGGAACAAAGUGACGGACAUCUCUCAGGGUGAAAAGAGUUACAAAGACAUUUGAAACCACAGCGAGAGCCAUUAUCCACGAAUGGAAAAAAUAUGGAAUGUUGGUGAACCUUCCCAGGAUUGGCCAGCUUACCAAAAUUAAACCAAUAGAUCAUUAAUAACUCAUCCAGGAAACCAGAAAACAUCUGAAGCACUGCAGGCCAUCCUGCCUCAGUUAAACUCAAUGUUCAUGAUUAAACAAUAAGAAAGAGAGUGAGCAAAAAUGGAAUGCAUGAGUUCCAAGGCUAAAACCACUGCUGACCAAAAAAGACCCAAAGGCGCAUCUUACCAAAAAACGUCUUGAUAAUAUCCAACUCUUUUGGAAAAAUAUUCUGUAGACUAAUGAGACAAAACUGGAAAGAGAACAUCAUGCCAAGAGUCAAACAUGGUGGUCAUAGUGUGAUUAUAUGUGGCUGCUUUGCUUUUCAGGACCUGGACCACUUUAGUUGAUGGAGCUAUGCAUUAGAAAAUCCUAAAUGAGAAUGUCUGACCAUCCAUUUGUGAUCUUAACGUCAAGCACAUUUCCAAAGCUCACCAGCAAGUCCACCUCUAAAUGACUCAUAAAAAGAGGGUUUUAGAGUGUCCUAAUCAAAGCCCAGAUUGAUAUUCAACUGUGAUGCUGUGGUAUGACCUUGAAAACAUCAGUCAUGCUCAAAAGAAAACCUCCCAAGUUGGACAUAUUAGGACAAUUCUGCAAAAACAUGUCUUAAAAUCCCUCCACUGCGAUGUAAAAGACUCAUUACCAGUGAUUGCUAAUGCUUGAUGGCUGUUGUUGCAGCCGAAGGCUGUAUUUGUUUUACAACACAAUACGUUUCAAAUGAAAUAGCUGAUAGAGAUCGUACCUGGCAUGUGCUCAGAAAAGUUGAGAUCACAAACAAUUUUACCAUUCGUGGACGGUAAAUGUCAAAAAUAUUUCAGUAGUAUUAAGUAAACGGCAAUUCAUUUUGUAACAUGGCAG
Girardinichthys multiradiatus is the source of this 2295-nucleotide messenger RNA. It is a transcript of the gene cldn10a, whose product is annotated as claudin 10a. Bases 91 to 789 code for a protein of 232 amino acids. The record is from RefSeq and is a predicted model, not a curated record. Gene Ontology annotation, cellular component: bicellular tight junction; plasma membrane. Gene Ontology annotation, molecular function: structural molecule activity. The transcript has 5 exons. Gene Ontology annotation, biological process: bicellular tight junction assembly; cell adhesion. NCBI's taxonomy places the organism in Eukaryota, Metazoa, Chordata, Actinopteri, Cyprinodontiformes, Goodeidae.